Caenorhabditis briggsae is the source of this 1113-nucleotide messenger RNA. The record is from RefSeq and is a predicted model, not a curated record. The coding region runs from base 1 to 1113 and encodes 370 amino acids. NCBI's taxonomy places the organism in Eukaryota, Metazoa, Nematoda, Chromadorea, Rhabditida, Rhabditidae. The transcript has 7 exons.
AUGACAGAUACUGAUACACAUGAGGAUAGCAAAUCGUGUGAGGAGUACCAGUCCCAAUCGACGGGUAUCCACAAACUGAUUCCGCCGUUCGUUCGUGAUAUGUGUUUGAAUCCGAUGAGUGUUGCGUUGAGAGUCGCUUAUGAUGCGCCAACACAACAAUCAACAUACACCUACUCGAUUACCUGGGAGGACGAGUUGGAUCCGGAGGAAAAGUAUAUGGAGAUGAUGGAGAAGUUGGAGAAGGUUCGGUCGGCUACCAAGGGAGUCAAGGCUGAUCUUCUUCCCACUCCUUCCGAUGAUAUCGCCUCUCAUCAUGGCCUUACUCCAGUGUCUGCAAUUUGCGAUGGACCUUGCAAGAAGUCGUUCCCAUCGAACCUUCUUUUGACACUCGGCCGCUGCGGGCACUAUUUGUGUGCCGCCUGCUAUGGAAUCGUCAAAAAUUCUGAUGGAACCAGUGGAUGCAGUGCGGCCCACUGCAAUUGGAAAGGCGAGACUCGGAAGGAGUCAAAAAAGAAUUUUGAGAAGGAGAUUUGCCAAAAACAACGCAUCCGUGCGCGCGAGAUGAAAUCGCUCGGAAUCGAUGUCAAAUCGGCAUCCGCCGCAUCCAGUAAAUCCAAUUCUAAGAAUUCGUCUCCAGCCACUUCCACUAUUUCCAAUGUUUCCAAAAUCCCAAUUUUAUCUGAAACGGAUUGCUCCAUUUUGCUCUCCUCCCCAAUUUCUUCGUCAUCUUCUAAAAAAUUCAGAUUCCAUUUGAUCUACCCAUCGGAGCAGGAGAUCAUUGGAGUGAAGCUCUUCAUUCUGGACCAAAUGCCAAUCAAUGGGCGUCCACAGUAUGGCACCGUCGCCGAGUUGGAAUUCUUGUCCCAUCGAUCCGUGAAGCAUGUGGUGACCUCGUUGAUCAUCCAGAAGCUCAAAUCGUUGCCAGCUGCUCAUGAUGGGGUACUGUACCACGUGGAAUUGCAGGCAGAUACGAAGCGUAGACUUCUUCGCGUCCGCACCAAGGAAUAUCAUUCCAGAGUGUUGUGUGAAUUUUCGCAAAUCGCGGAACACAUCAUUUUCGUUCUGGAUUUCGGGAGAUUUGUCAAGGAUGGACAGGAGGUCAAUAUUGGAUGA